This is a messenger RNA of Hemibagrus wyckioides, 1793 nucleotides long. RefSeq names its product cell surface glycoprotein 1-like. The coding region runs from base 272 to 1363 and encodes 363 amino acids. The record is from RefSeq and is a predicted model, not a curated record. The transcript has 2 exons. NCBI's taxonomy places the organism in Eukaryota, Metazoa, Chordata, Actinopteri, Siluriformes, Bagridae.
AAGACUUGGAUUAUCCUUUGCUUUGUGAUUUUUCUACACGCCUGUUUGGGAUUUCUUCUUACUCCGCUACUGGACCUGACUUCUACACCGACUCUACAGCAGUGAUGAUGAACUUCAGAGGAGGAACCGCGCUUCAGCAGCACCAGGAUGUGGAGCCCGAGCCCGGAUGGAGCGGACUGGACGACCCCUGGAACGGGACACAGAGGGAGACGUUUGUGUUUCCGGAGGAUGAGGACGAUGACAACUGGCCUAUGAGAAGCCACUCUCCUGUAUGGAUCCCACCACCUGUGGGGAGCCCAGCCCCACCUAUGAGAGGUCCCUUUUCUGUAUGGACCCCACCACCUGUGAGGAGCCCAUCCCCACCUAUGAGAGGCCUCUCUCCUGUGUGGACCCCACCACCUGUGAGGAGCCCAUCCCCACCUAUGAGAGGCCUCUCUCCUGUGUGGACCCCACCACUUGUGAGGAGCCCAUCCCCACCUAUGAGAGGGCUCUCUCCUGUAUGGACACCACCACCUGUGAGGAUCCCAUCCCCACCUAUGAGAGGGCUCUCUCCUGUAUGGACCCCACCACCUGUGAGGAUCCCAUCCCCACCUAUGAGAGGCCUCUCUGCUGUGUGGACCCCACCACCUGUGAGGAUCCCAUCCCCACCUAUGAGAGGCCUCUCUCCUGUAUGGACCCCACCACCUGUGAGGAUCCCAUCCCCACCUAUGAGAGGCCUCUCUCCUGUAUGGACACCACCACCUGUGAGGAUCCCAUCCCCACCUAUGAGAGGCCUCUCUCCUGUAUGGACACCACCACCUGUGAGGAUCCCAUCCCCACCUAUGAGAGGCCUCUCUCCUGUAUGGACCCCACCACCUGUGAGGAUCCCAUCCCCACCUAUGAGAGGCCUCUCUCCUGCAUGGAUCCCACCACCUGUGGGGAGCCUCUCUCCUCUAUGGAUCCCACCACCUGUAUGGAUCCCACCACCUGUGAGGGGCCCAUCCCCACCUAUGAGAGGCCUCUCUCCUCUAUGGAACCCACCACCUGUAUGGAUCCCACCACCUGUGAGGGGCCCAUCCCCACCUAUGAGAGGCCUCUCUCCUCUAUGGAACCCACCACCUGUAUGGAUCCCACCACCUGUGAGGGGCCCAUCCCCACCUAUGAGAGGCCUCUCUCCUGUAUGGAUCCCACCACCUGUGGGGAGCCCAUCUCCACCUAUGAGAGGCCUCUCUCCUGUAUGGAGGAGACCAUCCCCUUGCAGAAACCUCUCCUCUGUGAUGAGUCUAUCCCCAGUAAUGCAACCAUCCCCAUUGAGGAGGCCAUCACCUUCAGGGAAUCCACAGAGUUUCACAGUUCCUCUGCCCCAGCCUCAUGUCCAGAUUAACCCUCACCACAUUGUGGCUGGUCAGCUGUAUGUUCCUGACCCACGCCAGGGCAUAAGGAGGAGGAGGGACGAAGAGGAUGAUCAAGAAGCCCCUCCGAGUAGACGGCAGCAUGUGGAUCAGGAUGGGUAGCUGGGUUUCAUCAGGAGGAUCGUCCGAUUCCCCGUUCCCUGGGUUUCUAUUUACAUGGGAGAGCUGUAUGUUCAGAAGCUCAGUCAUCACCUCAUCUUCAUCACCUCAUAUCCAUGAUGUGUGGUAAGUAUGUGUGGUAAGUAUGUGUGGUAAGUAUCUGUGGUAAGUAUUUCACCUCUAGAUUUCAGCAUUAGUCUUUUUUUUUUUCAGAGAGAGAUUUCAGCCUUUUAAACAUGUGGGGUGGUGAGAAUCUGUUGUUUCUUUUGUAUUUUGCAUUUGCGUUUAGUUUGUGUUAAAUGU